UUAGCUUUCUGUAAGUUACGGAUUCCGCGCCUGUGUUACGUUCCGUGUUUUAGCAAAACCCUUUUUUUUCACAUCAUGGCCGAGCAGUUAAAUCUAUCAAAUUUCGAAGAUGCUCGUUGCUAUCUUCGUAAAUUGCGAGAGGAUCAAAUCCGAGAUGCUGCCAUGGUUGUACAGAUUUGGGAAGAUGUACUCAUGAACUAUGCUUAUAAUUUAGGAGAUGAAUUGUGGUUAAUAUAUGAACAAGUGUGCAUAGCAGCUUUAGAUUGCCAGAGAUCUGAUCUUGUUAUGGUAUGUAUAGGUGAACUUGAAAAUAAAUUCCCCAAAAGUCUACGAGUGACUCGUUUGAAAGGCAUGUUAUAUGAAGCACAAGAUAGGUAUGAGAAGGCUCAACAGCUAUAUGAACACAUUUUAGCUGAAGAUGAAACUAAUAUGUUUGCUCGCAAAAGGCAGGUUGCAAUUCUGAAGGCCCAAGGCAAGACUGCUGAGGCAAUCAACAAGCUAAAUGAUUAUUUAAAGGAGUUUAUGACUGAUUUUGAAGCUUGGAUGGAACAGUGUGACUUGUAUAUAGCUGAGAAUGAUUAUGCUAAAGCUUCUUUCUGUAUGGAGGAGUUGAUAUUAUCUAAUCCUCACAAUCAUCUCUACCAUCUGAAAUAUGCUGAGAUUAAAUAUACACAAGGUGGUCCUGAAAACCUUGAAAUAGCCAGAGCAUAUUUCAGUGAAGCUGCAAAACUAAAUCCACACAAUCUGCGCAGUUUAUUUGGAUUGUUAAUGACUGCAAGUGGUUUAGCUGUUUACCAUUCAAAGAAUUCCAAAGAAAGACAAGCUAACACAAAAUAUGCUAUGUGGGCUGCAGAGCAGAUCAAUGAAGUCUAUGGAAAUGAAUUGACGAAAAGCCAAAUAUCUAAUAUGAAAAUCACAGAAACUAUAGAGAAAUUGUUAGGAGAAAUCUCAGCCAAGACAACAAACUGAUAUUAUCAACGUUUUUCUAGAAACUCACAAUUGUUUGUGUCUGUGUGUAUCUAUCUACCCAUCUAUAUCUAAUUAUCUAUCUACCUACCUGUCUAUAUGUGUGUGUGAGUGUGUGUGAGAGAGAAGAGAGAGAGAUAGGAAGAUUUACUGACAUGUGGUGUCUGAUGCUAGUGGCCUGUUUGCUGGAUCCUAUCCUCACCCAGAUUUAUAUUACGAGUAUGGUUGUUUUUGUAAGGUUGUGUGACUGAUAUUAUGAUUAUAUUAUGAUUAUUAUUAUUACUAACCACUUGUGUGUGAGCAUGAUGGAAUUGGCAGCUGCAGCAGCACUAACUGUUGGACAACAAUAUUAUGUAUGACUACUAUGGUAGUCAAUUUGGACUGUUCAUAAUUGAAAUGUGCUCUUUCAAUACUGUAAGAGUCUUUUUGUUAUUCCUAUUAACUCAUUAGUAAUCAAUUUACAUAAAUAUUCUCUACACCCUU
Molecule: messenger RNA, 1449 nt
Organism: Octopus bimaculoides (California two-spot octopus)
Lineage: Eukaryota; Metazoa; Mollusca; Cephalopoda; Octopoda; Octopodidae
Product: ER membrane protein complex subunit 2
Molecular function (GO): protein binding
Source: RefSeq, a predicted model, not a curated record